Molecule: messenger RNA, 1981 nt
Organism: Somion occarium
Lineage: Eukaryota; Fungi; Basidiomycota; Agaricomycetes; Polyporales; Cerrenaceae
Source: the annotation of a GenBank genome assembly
ACCGGGUCAAGUCAAGGGCCAAGUGCCGCCAUAAUACAUCGCCUAACGACACUCUCAUCCGCGAAUAGACUUGACUCUUACAGCUACUGAUUCAACGUACGUCCCAAAACCUGGCUAUAAACUCUCGAGAUUCAAUUGCAUUGCAAAGGGCACCCAGGCACUUGACGAUUAGGACAGUAUACUGACCCUUAUCAUCAUCUCGAACUCACACCACAACCACAAUCUUUUCUCGCAGGAAUGGGGUUUACUCAACUACCCGUUGAACUGGUCUUCUACAUCCUUGAACUCAUCAACUCUGGUUACGGAUGCUGCCAUGACGAAUUUAGCCCACACUCGAAGUACGAGGGACAUGUGGGUACUUACAGAGAUGUUGCCGCGUUUGCGCGGGUAUCUUCCGCAUACAAGGACGCCGCUUACAACGUCCUCUAUCACACAUUGCCUGCAAUCGCUCCCGAAUUCCUUGCAUCUGCGACAUCAGACACAUUGAAAUUCAUUCGUUCAAUCAACAUGGACCUCAGGCUGGCCUCAGCAUCGGAUUUAUACUUCACGGCGUCCACACGUCUCCAGAAUGUGGUACACUACCACUUCAUACUGACUUGCGACCAUAUCUCCAAUGCCAUUGAUCUGAUGCGUGGCAUGAGUAGUGUUCGUCAUCUCGAAAUCACUUUCAUUCCCUCCAAUUCCCACCUGUCAAGGGAAUGCGGUACUCUCCACUUUCCCUUCCUCGCUGAACUAUCCUUUCAUUCCUUUCCGGCGGCGGCCAUACCUGAGGUUUUUCUCGAUAUACUCAAAGUACAUGCUCCACAACUGCGUCGCCUUACUUUAUCUUUGCACGGCGAAGUCGAUCCGCAAUUGUCCAAUGUAUUCAAAGGACUUUCGUGGCCUUUGUUGGAGCAUCUGGAGGUGGAUGCAAUCACAGCGGUCAUCAUCGACGCGCUACGGAUGGCUAAGAAUAUCCGAUCCUUCAAGUGUAGUCAGGACACACCAGGUGUUGUAUCCUUGCCAGACGACAUAUUACCUCGCUUAGAGAUUGUGCAAACUCCCCCUAAACAAAUUGCGUCGUUCUUCGCUACCCAGCGACAAAUCCGUAUCGUCAUUCUCAACAUUUCUCACUUCAAUUUCAGCGGUACUCUUAACAACCUCAUGCGCGUCCCUUCAGAAAGCGUCCGAACGCUUACCUUCGAUUGCAGUCUAUGUGAAAGGUUUAUCGCGUGCAAUAUAACACCUAUCUGGCACCACUCGAUAAUGCCUGGCGUGGAGAUGCUGACAUUCAAUUUCCGCACAACAUGGCCAGUCAAGUACAAGCAACUGACGAAAUUUGGAGAUCUAUACCUCUCACGAUUUCCGUCUCUCCGUCAGCUGGUCAUCUCACGUGGAAUUGACUACGUGAUAUGUCGAAGAAGAACGGUGGCUCGUGCUCAAUUCCAGCAAAGGGUACUGGAGAAAUGGCUUCAGAACUGCCCUAAUCUGCAGAAAGUUACGUUCUAUGAUGACCCUGAAUGCGCGGAGUGGAUUGUGAGAGAUGGACAAUGGGUGCUCCUCUGAACUACGCGCUGUCGUUGUGCAUUGAAUCAGUUUUUUUACUUCAUCAUAUGCGCUCGCUCACACGCAAUCAUGUGGAAGUCUGGCUAUUUUGUUAGGUCCCGUAUCCUCGUGCCGAAACAAAUGUAUCAUCAUCUCUCAAGAGUUUAGACAGCAGUUGGAUGUUCUUGUAUCUAAAGCAUUUCGAAGACUGAUUCACUCUGGAUUACUGCGCUGUGCAGACGUGUGCAUCACUGGAAAUCACCGCAGUAGAGACAGCUAAGGUCUCUGUCGCGAUGGAACGGCUGACUUUUAAAUUACAUGGGAUUCGUCGAAGGAGCCAACGCAAUAUCAACUUUUGAAGGUCACAUCCCUUUAACAAUACCAGAGCCGCCCUCUUUUGGAUCCUUAUUCACAGCAACUCCAAUAGCGCACCUCAAAAUAACACAGCGCUGGAUUC